Molecule: messenger RNA, 2422 nt
Organism: Amorphotheca resinae ATCC 22711
Lineage: Eukaryota; Fungi; Ascomycota; Leotiomycetes; Helotiales; Amorphothecaceae
Exons: 3
Coding region: 117-2336 (739 amino acids)
Biological process (GO): L-arginine biosynthetic process
Cellular component (GO): mitochondrial matrix
Molecular function (GO): L-glutamate N-acetyltransferase activity, acting on acetyl-CoA as donor; arginine binding
Source: RefSeq, a predicted model, not a curated record
UUUAAAUAUAAAUUUACGCUGCACUUCUUUUCGAGCAAACGAGGGAAUCCCCUGCUGCGCCAUGCAACUAUCUUCCUCAGACGAUAUCCACAGGUAAUAUCGGUCCAAUAUGCGCCAUGAACCUGCAAAAUCUAGCAUUGAGGAAGGGCCCAGGUGCGGCUGGUCAUAAUAUACAAUCAUGGACCAAACGCAGAAAAAGAUGCGGGAGCUUUCAUACAAUUGGCUCUUGUUAUUUUGCUACGGCGAAGCCUUCUCCGAGUCAAUUGAAGGAAGAGUUGGCAAGAGAGCAUGUGAAGGAUUUAUCCAGGAAACAGAAGGCCAAGAAGCAGGCCAGAGCCAUAGACCGAGACUUCUUCAUGUCAGUCCUUGGCUCAUCAGCAACGAAGCGGGACGCACGAUCCUACCUCUCACGAUUUACCCCUUCCAGUGAACCUCUUGCAAGAAAACCAGUCCUACCGCCCAAGGAUAAUAGUCAAAUAUCAUAUGGAAAUGGAGUCAAUCUGGGAGGGUUCUAUGGCACUGCUAGAGCUGUUGCAGAAAGCCCAAAGUUUGUACAACAUCCCCAGGGGCAAACCCAUUCGGCCACUGGGCCCCAGCUGCAUGUCGCGCUGGUGAAGAUCAGGGCACCUCAGACCCUGAAUGACGAUACGCUUUCCGGCAUUGGCCGCACCCUUUCGCAACUGGGAAGAUUGGGAUUGACGAGUGUCAUCGUGGUUGAUUGUAAGGAUCGUGCUCAAUCAUAUCCAGAUUCCAACUCCCGGAAUUUGGCCAUAGAACAGGCAAACCGAAUCGCAACUGCUCUUGAUGCCAGUGGAGAGACUAGAGCGAGGCUGGUAGACGAUGCCAUCGGCAUUUCUGAGAAGGCGCCCGGCGUCGAAGAUGGUUCGGCAGCCUACCUGAGAGGGAGAGUCCAUGUUACUCUUCGGAAACUCUUGAUAACUCCCCUGAAACGGGGCAUUGUUCCAGUGAUCCCGUCUAUUGGUUACACCGAUAGCUCUCAGACUUCAUUCCCCGUCCAGGCUGACGAGGUGGUGUUGGCUCUCACCAGGGAACUGGCUGGCUUUCAACCAGCUCUAUUACCAGACGAGGAUCCAGAUGUCAUGAAAGAACGUCUACAGGCACUGAGGAAAGAGGUUUCAUUAGAUAGACUCAUUAUUCUGGAUCCCCUGGGCGGCAUUCCAUCAUCUGACCGUCCCAACGGUUACCAUGUCUUUUUGAAUAUGGAGCAAGAGUUUGAGUCCGCGAAGCAGGAUCUAGUCGGAGCCAACUUAUUGGAAUCAGACCAGAGCAGUCAGAAGGAUGAUCGCGUAUCUGAUUUGGGUGCCAGUAAUCCUUUCUCGAAGUUUGUUGAGACCGAACUUACAGGUCCUCGAAAGUCAGAGAGAUCUCCACUAAUGCCGGGGGCUACUAGUGUUCUCGACACUGACAACACACAACAUCUACAAAACCUCCAGCUAGUUCGUUCUGUACUCUCAGUGCUACCUCCUAGCUCAUCAGCGUUAUUGACUACCCCCGACGAAGCCGCAAACUCAGGCAGGGAACGAAAUGCCCCUUUCCAGGCUCCCGAAGUGGGCACCCGACGACUACGAAAUCCCCUAAUACACAAUUUGCUUACAGACAAGCCGGUCUUCUCAUCAUCUCUGCCCGUUGGCCGCCUUGGUCUUCCUACACAUUCAAUGAAAAACGAGCCGGUUUCCCCGACAGUGUACAUGACUCCAACGACUUUCGCCAAACACGGAAUGUCAGUUAGUAUCUUCCCAGAUCCAAAAGUCACUCGUUGGGAACCGCCAACACCGGGUAAGCCGCGCUUGAGGCUGACCGACUCGCAAAUCGACCUCCCUCGUCUAGUACAUCUGAUCGAGGACUCAUUCAAUCGGAAGCUGGAUGUAGAGGACUACUUGAAGCGAGUCAAUGAACGUAUUGCUGGGGUUAUCAUUGCUGGAGAGUAUGAAGGUGGAGCUCUACUGACGUGGGAAACGCCACCAGGAGUGUUGGAUGACGGUACUGCCGAGUCCAGAGCUCGGAUGGUACCAUACUUGGAUAAGUUUGCAGUCUUGAAGCGAUCACAGGGAAGUUCUGUUGCAGACGUUGUUUUCAGGGCUAUGGUACGAGACUGCUUUCCCUCUGGCGUCUGCUGGCGUUCCAGGCGCAAUAACCCUGUUAACAAGUGGUAUUUUGAGAGGUCGAGGGGUACUUGGAAGUUACCUGGCACAAAUUGGGCAAUGUUCUGGACGACCCCAGACCUAAGCAUGGAUCAGCAGACAUUUCGGGACUACGAGGGAGUCUGUAGAGGAAUUGUCCCGUCGUGGGCUGACAACAAAACUAUUUUAGACUAGAUCAACGAGUUGAGGCUAUCUGGGGGCUACGUUGGAGCAUUCCCAAAACAAUAUAAAUUACAUAUUGAAAUAUACAAUGUUCAAGG